AUGAAUAUCAAUUUGUCCUUAUUGCUCCUGAACUUUUUUUUUGUAAUGCUAGUAUUUUGCUGCAAGAAUUCAUGUUUUUGCAAAGAAUAUUAAAUCUAACGCUUUAGAUCAAAAAUUAGAGGCCAAUACAAAAAUGUUAUAUAAGAAUAACGAGGAGCAUUAAUUUCAAAUAGAAAUUAAAUAAGUUUUGCAGGUACUUAGCUUAAUCGAAGUCCAUUGAGGACUGAAAUAUAUUUUGUGAAUGGAGGAAGAGGAUAUACAGUUUAAUAUAUAGGUAGGUAUAUGAUAGUUGAUUUACUCUAAAAUUAUGAAAUAAAUACUAUUAAAAUGUGGAUGUAUGAUAGAGAUUCAUAUUUGAGAACUUAUGAUUUAAAAGUUUAUAUUUAAGGCUCUGGAGGAGAUAAACUAUUAAUUUAUGAAAAUACUGUAGCAACUUCAAUCAUAAAAAUAAAAUUUUAGAAUUAUUUUGUCAAGUAAAUACUAGUUUAUAAUAAUAAUGGAAGUUCAUUAAAUGCUUAUUUACAUUUAUUCAAUUGUUAAGCUUAUUUUUAAUAAUGA
Messenger RNA from Paramecium sonneborni, 558 nucleotides. The record is from the annotation of a GenBank genome assembly. Lineage: Eukaryota; Ciliophora; Oligohymenophorea; Peniculida; Parameciidae.